AUGCCCUCUAAAACCAAUUACACAGAUUCAGAAAAAGAAAGGAUAUAUACUAUUGUGAAUAUCAAAGAGUCUAUUAUAGCGUUGGAACAUGAUGUAACUAAGAUACAUCAAAAUCUUAAAAGAAUCGCCCGGGAAAUCUAUUAUCUAUAUAAAGACAUGGCACCAGAAGAUUUCGAAAAAAUGUUAAGAAGUGAUAUAGACGAAAUAUCGAGAAAUAAUAGGCGCAAGACAGCAGGGCAACUGGACUUAUCACUGUCAAAGAUAAAAGACAGGAUAGGAUUGGCCGAAGGCACUGUGCAUAGGCAUAUUUGA
Molecule: messenger RNA, 312 nt
Organism: Funneliformis mosseae
Lineage: Eukaryota; Fungi; Glomeromycota; Glomeromycetes; Glomerales; Glomeraceae
Source: the annotation of a GenBank genome assembly